CCGAGCCGCGGCCCCACCAGCGUCGCGGGCAGCCUCGCCGGCGCGAGGCCCUCCGACGACGACAGCGACGCCUCGGCGUGCAGUCAGGCGCCGCCCGACAGCAGCCCGAACGCCGGGGCCGAGGUGGACGGCGUGAGGUUCUUCGACGUGCAGACCGCGUGCCCAGGCGCGGACGUGGCCCCAGACAUGGAGGAGGGCGAGGCUGCGUUGAAGGAGGCGCUGCAGCUCGCGGAGCCGCUGCAGGACGAGUCGCGCGACCACGUGGCGCCGCUGGUCGGCCUGUUCGGCGAGGGCUGGGCGCGCUGCUUCUACAGCAAGAACUGGCAGUGCCGCGUCGCGGCGCUCACGUAUCCCAGGGGGGCUGCAUCGCGCAGCGCCUCGAGGGCGCCACCGAGCCCGGCCAGGCGCCAGGCGCGGCGGGCGACCUCUUCGGCGGAGCGCUGCGGGCGGUGGUCGAGGGCCUCGACGACCAGAACGUGCGGGUCUACGCCGAGGCCUGCAUGGCCACCACCGCUAUCGUGCCGGCGUUCACCAGCAUCGUGGACGGGCGUCUGCUGGUGAGCCACCUGGCGCCGCUGCUCCGCCUGCUCUGCACCCGCAUGGGGGACCUGAAGGAGGCGGUGAGGACCCAGACCACGCAGGCCCUCUUCCGGCUGCUGCGGCCGCCGGUGGGCGAGUUGCUGAGCCCGGGGGCGGUGGCGGUCCUCAUCCUGAGGCACCUCGCCCCUGGCAAGCACGAGGACGAGGCGGCGUCGCCGCCGCGGGCGCCGUCUGGCAAGGGCGCCACCGUCGCGUGGCUCUGCCGCCUCGCCGCGCUGCGCGACCUGGUGAAGGAGUACCCGCAGGCCUCCCUCAUGCAGCCUGGCUCCACGCACCCGGGCGAGUGGCUCCGGCUCCAGGCCGGGCUGGGGCACAGCGACCCGACGGUGCGGCACGAGUCCGCCCGCCUCCUCGCCCUCGUGUGCAAGAUGCACCUUCGCGGCGCCGCCGCCGAGGCCGACCACGAGACGAUCAAGGAGGCGUGGGUGGCGGCGCUGCAGGACGUGCCGGCCAAGUCCCUGGCGCAGGUGCGGAAGCUGCUGAAGCUGCCCGAGCGCCAGCCGGACGCCCCGAAGGCCCCCCCCCAGGGCGGCGGAGCGCUCGCCGCCGCCGGCGCCCCGUGGGAGGUGCCGCAGGGCCUCGCGGACUGGGCGGGCUGCCCGCCCGAGGUGCUCGCGGCACUGCGGGCGCCGGCCGAGGGCAGCGAGGACGCGGUCGCGGUGGCGCUGCGGGCGCUGACGGAGGCCGCCGUGGCCGUGGGCGAGUCGGGGGCCCAGCGCCGCGGCGCGUCGCUGGAGGAGGCGUUCGCGGGCAUCUGCGCCGCGGCGCAGCGGGCGCUGGCCAGCCCGGUGGGCGCGGACCGCGCCGUGUUUCUGGGAGCCGUACGACUUUGCCAGGGCGCCAUCACCCACAUGGCGUCGGCUCUGUCGGGCCUCGACAUCAGCAUGGGGCUUGCCAAGGUUUUCCCGACGCUCAUGGAGAGGACCUCGCUCGCAGGUGCCAGCGAUGUCAGACUUGGGGUUGCCUCGGACAAGUUUGUGCAGCAGAUCGCCAAGCACCCCAAGGUUGGCUGCGAGUCCGUCACCAAGAUGGUGGUCAGCGCCGUGAGCCGGACGGAGAGGCCGGUCCGGCCCCUGGUGCUGCUGCGGACGCUGCUGAGCGACUUCGGGCUGCGGCUGUGCGCCCAGCGCGACAUCGUCGCCCAGCUGCUGCAGGCCGUCGGCGCGCAGCUCGAGCGCCUCGGCGGCCCGGGCGACGCGAGCGGGGCAGACAACUCGGAGAGCCUGCGGCCGCAGCUGGUCGGGGUGCUGGCCACCUGCAGCCAGUUCUCCAUGGACACCGUGAAGCUUUGCAUGGGCGAGCUGGAGCCGUCGCAGCGCAAGCUCUUGCUGGCCGCCCUCCACGAGGCCCCCGACCCGCGGCUGGUGGCGCUUGGCGCAGCGGCCGCGGCCGCCGCCGAGGGCCACGCGGCGGGGGGCAGCGGCAUCCGGGCCCUGUCGCGCAGCAACAGCAGGGGCGGCCUGUCCGAGUCGCCAUCCGCCGACGGCACGGCGUCCGGCGAUUUCGACGAGAGCUCGCGCCGCAGCGGCAGUCGGAGGAGGCUGCCGCGGCCUGAGGACGGCGAGGCGAGCGACACCGGCGCUUCGCCGGCCCCUGGCCAGCGCCGGCGCCGCCGGCGCUUCGACCCCACGCAGGGGCAGGAGAAGCCCCCCGCGACCGGCGACUCGAGGCUGUCCGAGGCGUCCACCUUCCCCGGGAGCACGGCGUACUCCUCCGCGUCCUCCUUCGGCGAGGUGUCCGCCGCCCGCCCCCCGCGCUCGCCGGCGCCCGCCGCGCGGAAGCCGCAGCCGUGGUGCGAGGCGGACCCGUCGCGCGGCUUCGUCCGGAGCGCCGAGCAGCCCCUGCGGCCCCCCGCGCCGCUGGGCCUCUCCACGCUGCGGGGGCCGGGCCGAGGCGGCGGCAUCCCGAUGCCGCGCCCGCCCGAGAAUCACCGCUCCGACGGGGAGGGGCUGGGGCCUCCCAUCAAGAGCCGGUCGCAGGACGGCCUGGGGGCCCUGGCUGACGUCCUGGCGCAGAUGGAGGGCGUCGGGGGCCACUCCCGUACCAGGUAG
Messenger RNA from Prorocentrum cordatum, 2651 nucleotides. Lineage: Eukaryota; Dinophyceae; Prorocentrales; Prorocentraceae. The record is from the annotation of a GenBank genome assembly.